UCUGCAGCUGCUUCAUUGCUGACUGCUUCUUAAAAUUCUGAAGGCUGUUUUUUUUUUCUGUCACAGAACUUGCAGCAACAGCAUUCUGCUCAGAACAUGUCUGCUCUCAACACCCUCUUUAAAUACAUUGAUGAUCACCAAGACCUCUAUGUUAAGCGGUUGGCUGACUGGGUGGCAAUCCAGAGUGUGUCAGCAUGGCCAGAGAAGAGGGGUGAAAUCAAACGCAUGAUGGAGGUUGCUGCAAAGGAUAUUGAGCGACUGGGAGGCACAACCCAACUUAUGGAUAUUGGCAAACAAAAGCUGCCUGAUGGAUCAGAGAUCCCUCUGCCUCCAAUUGUUCUGGGAACGCUUGGCUCAGAUCCACACAAGAAGACCGUGUGUGUAUAUGGUCACCUGGACGUUCAGCCGGCGGCACUAGAGGAUGGCUGGGAUAGUGAGCCCUUCACACUGGUGGAAAGAGAUGGAAAGCUGUAUGGAAGAGGAUCAACAGAUGACAAAGGUCCAGUGCUUGCCUGGCUAAAUGCCUUGGAGGCUUAUCAACAAACUAACCAGGAUUUUCCAGUAAAUGUUAAGUUCUGCCUAGAGGGUAUGGAGGAAUCGGGAUCAGAAGGCCUUGAUGAAUUGAUUUUUGCUCAGCGAGACACUUUCUUCAAAGAUGUUGAUUACGUUUGCAUUUCUGACAACUACUGGCUAGGCAAGAAAAAGCCUUGUAUCACCUAUGGCUUGAGGGGUAUCUGCUACUACUUCAUAGAGGUUGAAUGCAGUGACAAGGACCUUCACUCUGGAGUUUAUGGUGGUUCAGUACAUGAGGCCAUGACAGAUCUCAUUACUCUAAUGGGUUCUCUUAUAGACAGGAAAGGAAAAAUCCUCAUCCCAGGCAUUAACGAAGCAGUGGCAUCUGUUACUGAUGAGGAGCUGGCAUUAUAUGAGAAGAUUGAUUUUGACCUGGAAGAAUAUGCAAAAGAUGUAGGAGCAGCAAAACUACUGCAUGAUACAAAGAGAGAUAUCCUUAUGCACAGGUGGAGAUACCCUUCCUUGUCUCUCCAUGGAAUUGAAGGAGCCUUCUCAGCCUCUGGAGCAAAGACUGUGAUUCCUAGGAAAGUGAUUGGCAAGUUCUCAAUCAGGCUUGUGCCAAACAUGACUCCUGAAGAAGUCACAAAGCAUGUUGAAGACUACCUGAACAAAAAGUUUGCAGAGCUGCAGAGCCCCAACAAAUUCAAAGUGUACUUAGGCCAUGGUGGGAAACCCUGGGUGUCUGACUUCGACCAUCCACACUACAUGGCUGGCAGGAGGGCCAUGAAGACAGUUUUUGGAGUUGAUCCAGACCUGACAAGGGAAGGAGGAAGCAUUCCUGUUACCCUUACUUUUCAAGAAGCAACAGGCAAGAAUGUCAUGCUGCUUCCUGUUGGAGCUGCAGAUGAUGGUGCACACUCUCAAAAUGAGAAACUAAAUAGGUACAACUACAUCCAGGGGGUGAAGAUGCUUGGUGCAUACCUCUAUGAAGUUUCCCAGCUGAAGGACUAAGUUGGAUGCCUUCUGGGUUGUGAAUCAGAAAUCUGAAUUUUCUUAGGAAACAGCAUCAACUGUCAAUUCUUACACGGCUUCCCUUCUCUACCAACACUCCACUGCUUUGGGGAAGAGGGAAGCAUACAGGUCCACUUGAGAAACAAAGAACAUUGUAUACCAAAACUAAUUCUUUAAAUGUUUCAAAUGACACAGACUACUCUUGGUCCAGCCAGUAGUCCUGAACUGCAUCUUUGUCCCCUCUAUAUCACUUCAGAGUUGUGGUUUGCUGUACUCAUCUACUUUUCCUGUAAAAGCAGGAGGAACUGUUUGCUCUCAGCUGUUUAAGCAGCCACAUCAAUUGCACAACUGUCAGUAAAGUUUAAGGUUCUUGUUCCAGGACAGGUCCUGGAAAUAGUCAAAGUGAUAGAUUAUGGGGCUGUACUGGAAUGUGUUCAAGCUCUAGUGAAGCUUCUGAGUGAUUUGGGAGAGCGGUUUGGCUCUUACAGUUUAUACCUGCCUGCAGGUUUUGAUUUACAGUGAAUUAGGUUAUAACAAAAUUCACUGGGGUAAUGACUACUGGCUGUUUUUUGUAAAGCUGCCUUUGUACUCCCUAAAAAGGACAAUAAAUCAUGCACUAGCAAUUG
This is a messenger RNA of Oxyura jamaicensis (ruddy duck), 2150 nucleotides long. RefSeq names its product carnosine dipeptidase 2 (gene CNDP2). Gene Ontology annotation, molecular function: metallodipeptidase activity. Bases 97 to 1524 code for a protein of 475 amino acids. The transcript has 11 exons. NCBI's taxonomy places the organism in Eukaryota, Metazoa, Chordata, Aves, Anseriformes, Anatidae. Gene Ontology annotation, cellular component: cytosol. The record is from RefSeq and is a predicted model, not a curated record. Gene Ontology annotation, biological process: proteolysis.